AUGGGCGGAACAAACGGCCCGGGCUCGGAUCUUGGCAACGACGAAGCUUUAGCAGCGCCGUUGGGGAUUAGGCGGAAAGCAUGGGCAGACGACGACGACGAGAGCGAGGGGGAAGACGACGCGCACAGCACGCGGUCGCUGCCUUUGAAGAGCGGUGGCGGGGGGAAGUGGGGAGGGCGGAAGCAGAUGGGCGGAGCGGAGUCCGAAGCCGAAGGCGGAAUUGCGAAGGGGGAUUCACGCGCGCGGGCGCAGCAAUGGCGGGUAGCAGUGGUGGCGGCGGAUGACCACAUGGCGGCGGACCCCGCGCUGCUGCGCGAUUGGUUCAGCGUCUGCGGCAACACAAGGGCGCUCUCCGCGUAUCUGCAAAAGGCAGGCCGUCGGGGCUCGCCGCUGCGGCUGCGCGGCAUGACGAUAGGGCCGCAAGAGCGCGACGCGGCGCGCAACUUAGUGUCGAGCGCGCACUUCUCCUGGAUGCUGCAAUACGCCAUCGAUUACGCCAUCUGCCGCUGCGCCGCCGCCGCUGACUCACCGCUGGAUGUAUGCCACGUGGCGGAAGCAGCGCGGGUUCCAGAAACUGCGGAAAUGGGUAAAGGCACGGCGAGGCGCUCCGCGGCGGGGGACGAACAAGAGAGCGCGGCGGCGGGCAUAACGGGUUUCGCAGAGCACCGUGGAGCUAUUCCAGCGUCCGUUUCCGGGCGUUCCGCUGCGACGACCGGCACGAGCGCGCGGAACUCCUUAUCGUCUGCGCCAGAGGCUGGCGGACUGAUAGCCGCGGAAGAUUUCCCGCAACGAAGCGCGAACCUAUCCGACAACAUUCCCCUCUGUGACUCGCAAUACGAUUCGGAUCGGUCGGGUCCCCUGGACUCCGCGCGGGACGACGCUGGGUCGUCGCGUGCGAAGUCGUACAGGCGCUCUUCGACGCUGGGUGCGACGGAUCUUCACCGGAUCAUCUCCGCGACUGGCAGCAGACGGUUGCGCGGAAACACGGGCAGCGAUAAAGAGAGGAGCGGGAGCGGCAUGGAAAGGGCUGAUCGAGACAGGGUGAAAGAAGGGAUGGCAGAACACGAUGCUGGGAAAGGGAACCGGAAACGCACUGCCUGCACAGGGGGAGGCUCGGCUAGUGCCCUUUCAGGCUCUAAAACUUCCUCCUCUGAGUGCGUAGGUGCUACGCGCGUAGGAGGGUGGAACCAAAACUUUGAGUCGGGUGGUGGGACAAAAAAAACUGAUAUCGACGAGUCUGGUUUGAAGUCUCGGGUUGCAGGAGGUACAGCAGCAGCACGGAUGGAUGGAGGGUUGGGUGGAGCAGAAGCAGGCAAGGGUGCGUUUCAGAAUGUGCAGCAGCCGCAGCAGCAGCAGCAGAAGAAGGAUGGUGAUGGGAAGGUGAAUGUGAUUGUAGAGGGGGGAGUGGCACCUGAGGAUAUCUUCGGUUUCCUACGUGAUUCCAGACUGACAGCCACUGUGGCAAAAGAGGGGCCUUUUGGUGCACCUCAAAAGCCGUUUUGUUCCAACACAGCAGCCCAAACACCACAAGCAUUGCAGGCACCGCAAGCAGCACCGCAAGCAGCGCAAGCAGCUCAAGCUCCUCCGGCUUCUCAGCCACCUCAGGAGCCACAGGCACUGCAGGACCCUCCGGAUUUGUUUGAUUUCCUUCGUGAUCCACGGCUUAAGGCCACAAUGCCAAAAGGGGCCGGUGCAUGGAUUACCACUGCAGCAGCAGGAGCAGCAGGUGCAGCAGUAGCAGCAGCAGCAGCCCCAGCAGGAGCAGCAGCAGCUGCGCCUCUUUCCUCCGGGUCGUCCCUGCAAACCAACCUCCACCUGGACGUAUCUGGGGAAGGUGCUGCCAGUGUGGGACAGGAGUCAGCUGAGAGAGUCUCGCCUUUGGAGAGGAAUGGCAGAGGGAGCAGGCAGCACCAGGAGAGCCAAAUACUUUCCAACCCUGUUUGGAGGAGAGCAUCUGCUUUUACUGUCUCUGCUGCCUCCGCUCCCACCUCUCCUAGAGCAGCAACCAAACCUGCCCUGCUGUUUCAAAGCCUCACUCCUCCUACCCACCUGUCGGCUUCUCUGGGGAAAGGGGGUCAGGAGGGUGGCGAGGGGAUGAGGGAAGGCGUGCUGUGGGCGGAGGGGGAAAGGAAGGUUCGGGAGCAUGUAGAGAGCGGGUUUUUUCAGGGAAUGCAGCAGGUGCAGAGUGGAGAGCAGCAGCAGCAGCAGCAAGGGAGGAAGAAGGGGAUGGUUCGGUGUUUGUCGAUGGGACUUCCCAAAUUUGCGUCGUCUGUUCCACCCAUCUCCCGCCGCAAUACCUCCGAACGGCUCACCAAUGCUGCAGCUGCUGUUUCUGGUUCUAGUGUUAGCUAUCUUGCAGCCACCGCAUCUGACCGCCCUGCUGCUGAUGAUGCUGGUGCUUCUUUCACAGCUGCAGGUGCCCCUGCUCUUGCUGCUCCGCCUCCUGCUCCUGCUGCUGCUGCUGCUGCUGCUGCUGCUGUUGGCACAGGGGCUGGCUCAGCCACAGCAGGCCACAUAAGCCCAACAGGCCCAUCAGCACCACAGGAGCUCCAAAUGCGGCCAUUAGCAGCCCACAUGCGGGCGGCCAGCUUCAGCUCCCAGAGCAGCCUGAGCAUGAGGGAAUCACCUUUCACCACCACUCUUGCAGCCCGUGCUGGUGCGACAAACAGCCGUGACCCCAAAAGAGCGCUAGGCAAGAGCUCAAGCUAUGAGACAGGCUCAGCAGUUUCAAGCAGGGUUGUCAGGAUGCCCUUUGGGUCGCCUUCCGCUCACUCUGCAGUUGGCGCCGGGGUUUUCCAGAAAUUCACACACGAUGGCUUGAUGACCCCAUGUGAAGAUUCGUGCAUGGAGGAAGAUGUGUCGCCUCCACCCCUGCAGCCCUCCCCGUUUCUCGCCGCGAUCAUAUCCUCUUCCCAAGCUUCCUCCUCCUCUUCCCUUUCCCGUUCCCUAUCCUCUCUGAAGCCCCCUGCUCCGUCACUCACCAGUGCUUACCCUUCCUGGCAACUGGAGCAGUCUUCUUGCAAACUGUCGCGCUCCCAGUCAUCUAACUCUGUCGCUGCAGCGGCCCUCGUUUCCCCGUCGCCCCGCCUGCUGAUGCGGUCUCCAUCUGCUCUCUCUGCGAGGAGGAAAGCCCCGACCCCCCUCGCCCGCUGUCCCCUCCGCUCCCCUCUCCCACCCCUCGUUGCUCACCUCGUUCUCCCCCCCCAGUUCCCUUCACGUACCUCAGGUGCCUCAGGUGCGGCCGUAACUUCCUCUGUGGCUCUGGAGGAGGAGCUGAGGGCGCAGGGGGAGGGCGGAGAGGCUAUGGCGCAGGGGGAGGGCGGAGAGGCUAUGGCGCGGACUUGA
Messenger RNA from Closterium sp. NIES-65, 3345 nucleotides. Lineage: Eukaryota; Viridiplantae; Streptophyta; Zygnematophyceae; Desmidiales; Closteriaceae. The record is from the annotation of a GenBank genome assembly.